AUGAUCGGUAUCCAAUUAAGAAAAAUGGUUCUACUUAGCUUGAUCUUAAGUAUUUCAAUCGUACCAAUGAUGUGUGAAUUUGUAGAGGAUGCAGAAGAUAUCCAAGGGUUCACGAGGUUUAGUAGAUCACGUUCUCAGUUCGAAGAGGAAGCCAACGGAUUGCGUAACAACCGUGAAGAUGAUCCCGAGGCGACGAGGUGUGCCGGGAUAACCUGUAUUUUGGAUGGGCGGUGUACAAAGGAAUCGUGCGGUGGAUGCAAUAAUGAUAAUUUCUGUAACAAAAAAAAAUAA
Messenger RNA from Melampsora larici-populina 98AG31, 291 nucleotides. RefSeq lists its product as uncharacterized. The record is from RefSeq and is a predicted model, not a curated record. Lineage: Eukaryota; Fungi; Basidiomycota; Pucciniomycetes; Pucciniales; Melampsoraceae. The transcript has a single exon. The coding region runs from base 1 to 291 and encodes 96 amino acids.